Saccostrea cuccullata (small rock oyster) is the source of this 1354-nucleotide messenger RNA. RefSeq names its product phosphatidylinositol transfer protein 3-like. The coding region runs from base 260 to 1297 and encodes 345 amino acids. Lineage: Eukaryota; Metazoa; Mollusca; Bivalvia; Ostreida; Ostreidae. The transcript is spliced from 6 exons. The record is from RefSeq and is a predicted model, not a curated record.
GAGUAAUCGGUCUUUACCAGCGCAACUAUGUACGGUUAUAAACUGGUCAUACGUGAACUUUGUGAAGUUUAGCAGUUGCUACCAUAUGUGAAAAUAUUGCGAAGAUUGAUAAGAUAAUAAAGCCAAAGGAGAAUUUUAUUUUUGUACAGGUGGAGAGAGGAGACUUUACAAGAAAGUACAGAAGAGUAAUUGCAAGUUGUUGAUGGAUUUGGAGAACCGGGACAGCUCAUUUACUAGGAACUGAGUCUAAGAAGAAACAAUGGAGAAAUGUAUAGAGAAUUUAAAGGAAAGAAUGAAAGAUGUGGCCCCAAUAGAGAUGGAGAUGCCAGGAUUUGAAUUUAUUCCGACUGUUGUCAGAUAUCUUAAGUCACGUGACUGGAAUAUUGAUGAGGCUGAGAAGUUACUUCGGAAUACAAUAGAAUACAGGAGGCGGCUUAACCUUAUAGACAUUGACUGCAGGUGGUGCCAUGAGAGACCAGGGUACCAUACAAUGCGUCAAGUUGGAUUUGAUGAGAGUGGGCGACCAGUGAUUUAUUCUAACUUCAGACAGGCGGCUACACAUAGAUACAGUGCCGAGGACUCAGUAACCCACGUGUCUUAUAUCAUAGAAAAUGCCAAACUUACCAUGAAACCCGGAAUCAGUACAUGGGUGUUUGUGGUUGACUGCUCAGGUAUGACACUUCCACUAUGCAAUCCCAAACUUGGCUAUGGAGUGACACAGACACUGGCGGAUCAUUACCCAGAACGGUUAGGAAUGGUCAUUUGUUUGAAUCACAACGCAGUCUUUCAUGCCGUUUGGAAAGCCAUAAAAGUAUUUUUACAAGCAAACACAGCUUCAAAAGUAAAACUUGUUCGGCCAAUGUCCAAAGUGAAAGAAACAUUCCAAGAAUAUUUUUCAGACGAAUUAACAAAUUGGUUGCUGGAAGAAAUUAAACUGAAUAAAAAGCCCCCACUUUGUGAAAGUCAGAAACAGUUUUGGGCAUGUCCAGAGAAGGAAGGGUCACAUGAUCCACGUGGAUGCCCAUCUUAUGUGUCCAAGUAUGUGGAAAAAUACUUCGAGAAGAAAGAACUUUCUAAACAGCGGGUACAUAAGCCUUUCCCGCCCAUUAUUGACAGUUUGGCAGGAAAACUUUGUGACGUCACACCAUGCUCUCCAAUCGAAGACGUAUCUUCCAGUGACGUCAGCAGAACAAGUAGUGAUGAAGGAGAGUUUGACUUAGACAAAGUGGAUGAAAUAGAGAUUCCAGAUAAGUUUAUAAUUGAAAGUAGUGCUUCAAAGCAGAGUUCCGUAUCUUGAAUAAUGCUGGAACUUUUUAACAACUAGGAAUUAAAUAAAAUUAAUGUUAUCCUUCAA